CUAUUCAUAUACGUAUUCCACGUUCAAAGAAGAACAAGAAGACAAAGUAGUUCCAGAAAAAACAAUAAAUAUCAUUUAAAGCUGUUUUAUGCUCAACACAUAUACAUUCGCUAGUAAACAAUCAUGUGAAUAAAAAAGCCCAAAAGAAAGAAAAACUCUCAGGCAGAGCCCAAAAGUUCGGCGGAAUUAAAAUCGGCACCGGCACCAGAAUUCUCUUCUCUGUUGGGAUUCUUCAAGUUUUCCUUGCAUCUCCAUCUCAGUGUUCAAAGGAACAAAAGAAAGAAUUAGCAUGAAGCUAGAGGAAAGCCCAUCCUUCUUCAAGGUCUUGAUAAUGGACUUCAACCACCAGCUCUGCAUACCGCCCGAUUUCUCGCGAGAACACGAACGAGUCCUUGUCGCGAGCACGCGGACGACACUGAGGGUAAGUUCGGGGGCUACUUGGGACGUGAAGGUGGAAAAAAUGGGGGACGGUAAUUAUAAAUUUACCGAGGGUUGGGGUGAAUUUGCUAGGGACGUCGGGUUGCAACUCGGGGAAUUUAUGGCGUUUUGGCUCGUUGGGAAAUCGCUGUUCGAUGUAGCAAUUUUUUCAGUCAGCGGUUGUGACAGAGAAUUUCCUCUCCUAGAUGACGAAUUUGCAGAUGAUGAUCCGGUUGAUGGAGAUACAAAACUCCGGCGCCGGCGCAAUACUUUCUUCAAGAUUCUGUUCGGCGAUGAUUUCACCCGACGACUCAGAAUCCCACCAGAAUUCGCGCGAAAUCGAGCUGGGCCUCUGCUUGGGAAGGCCAAGCUCGAAAUCUCCGGCGGGACCACUUGGGCCGUGAAUCUGGAGAAAAUGGAGGACGGUAAUAUUUGGUUUUGCAAGGGCUGGACUGAAUUUAUUGAGGAUAUGGAGCUGAAAUUGUUUGAUUUCCUUAUUUUCAUAUGGUGUUCCGAGAAAUCGACCUUCCAAGUCAGCGGCUAUGGGAAAAACGCCUGCGCGAAGGGAACCUUUCAAGGCUCUGCACGACUUGAAAAUGAUCUGGAGGAAGAGGCCUACUCAUGUAGUGACGGUGAGGAUGAGGCCAAAUCUGGCAGCUCUAAUCCUCGCUUUAAGAUAAUCAUGAAACCCCAGCAUGUAUAUAGACUGCAUGUCCCCAAGGAUUUUCUGUUGGCCGCUGGUCUGAUAGGAAAGAAGAGAGUGUGUUUGGACUAUGAAGGAGGUCAUCCUGUUUGUGUUGAGCUGAAGUCAAGACGGCGUAUUGGGUUCGUGGAAAUGGUCAACGGCUGGCCCAAGUUUCAGACAUCUAACAACCUAGUCCUUGGGAAGUCCUACACGUUUGAGUUCAUUCCAAGUAAGAUGAUUAUUCAGGUUCAUGGGGAAAACAAAUCUUCUGAUGAUGUUGAUAACAGUGAUGCUGAUGAGACUAAAUACCCAAUACACGAUAAAGAAAGGAAGGGCAAAGGCAGAAAUCAAGAAAUCGUGAAAAAAAGGAACGGCAAAGCUAAAAGUCAAGAAAACAUGGAGGGUCAUCACUCGAAGAAUUGUGAUCGUCUGAAAGAAGAAAGACCCAAUUUCGAUGGAUCAAGUUCUGACAUAAAGGAAACGUGGGAUGCGUAUCAGAAAGCAGAGGAUUUCGUCUCCCGCCGCACUAAAAAAAACCCGUUUUUUAUUUCUUUGAUGCACACAUCCCAUGUCGGAGACAACCACGGCUUGAAUGUACCAUUUCCAUUUGGUAGACGGAAUUUGCCACAUUUGAGCGUUUCGUCGAUAGUUUUGGUCACGAAUGGGAAAGAAUGGCUCGUGAAAUGCCGCAAGGGAAAACGCCGUGCAGCGUUGUUGACAGCUGGAUGGAGGAAAUUCGUGCAGGAUAAUGGGAUUAAGCUUGGUGAUGCUUGCGUAUUUGAAGUGGCAGAUAGAAUAGAUAGUAAGGGCAAUGACCUAGUGUGGGAUGUCUUUAUUUUUCGCAACUGAUAAGGCAGUCGGGCCGCGUAGUUUAAGCUGUCAUCUGGUUCUGAAUUGAAUCAACUUCUGAUUUUACAGUAUGUUUAUGUAACUUUGGGGAUAUGUAAGGUUUUAGUUGUGUGGCUACAAAUCAUUUUGACCUAAUAAACUUGUUUUGGUGGCAUUUGACAUUUGGGGCUUUGGUUUUUGCUGAAUGCUAUCUAAAGUGUGUGUUAGUGUUAUCCCAAUUUGUAUUGGUAUUUAAAAUUGUAUCGUCAAACUUAUCAUUUUA
Striga asiatica is the source of this 2213-nucleotide messenger RNA. The record is from the annotation of a GenBank genome assembly. NCBI's taxonomy places the organism in Eukaryota, Viridiplantae, Streptophyta, Magnoliopsida, Lamiales, Orobanchaceae.